AUGCCCAAAAAUCGUCUCAAGUUAACUUCAAGUUAUGUCCGAUUAGGACUUCGUUGUGCAGCAGAUUGGGAGAACUGCGGAAGUGCCUUUCCUGAUAUUUUGGAGGAUCUAGAGAUAUGUAUUGGUGGUGAGCCUCAAGGAGCAGAACAGAGGAGUCUAAUUCCAGUCCUCAACGACGACUGGAAACAGAACGCCUACGGAGAGUAUGCCUACCAAUACGAGUCCGGCAACAGCACCAGCAGGAAGGAGGUGGGCACCCAGAACGAUGGCCAGGUGUCCCAGGGCGGCUGGAGGUACACGUCCCCGUAUGGUGAACCUGUGGAGAUUACCUUCGUGGCUGACCACGGCGGCUACCAGCCCCACGGCGACAGCAUACCUGUGCCCGUCCCUCUCCCUUAUGAACGCACCGGAAACUAA
Molecule: messenger RNA, 417 nt
Organism: Procambarus clarkii (red swamp crayfish)
Lineage: Eukaryota; Metazoa; Arthropoda; Malacostraca; Decapoda; Cambaridae
Source: RefSeq, a predicted model, not a curated record